This is a messenger RNA of Iphiclides podalirius (scarce swallowtail), 2541 nucleotides long. The record is from the annotation of a GenBank genome assembly. Lineage: Eukaryota; Metazoa; Arthropoda; Insecta; Lepidoptera; Papilionidae.
AUGACCACUGACCCUGAAGAACAAAAGAAAUUGAAGCCACUCAUGUUAACAAUGAUGUACUUACAAAUACCAAGAAUUUUGAUUAAACCGACUUUGGAGGAAAUACAAUCGGCGUUUUCCCAGGUUGUACUGAACUGUAUAAUGGACAUACAUCGCAACGUGUAUAUGUGGGGACAGCAAGCGUUAAUUAAUAAAAUGAAGUUGGAGGGUGCCUCUUUGGUUAUGACAAGGAGUAUGAGCGCCGGUUCCAGAUCGGGAUCAAGCAUUAUCGGUAUUAGAAAUUAUUUUCGAAUGGUGUCUGAACAUAAAGACAUCGUGCGAUCGGUUAUGGCAUUGCAAGGAAUGAUGUUUAUGUAUAAGCCAGAUAUUGAGAAAUUAUUACAGUCACAGCAAGUCCAACAAAGGAUUGUGGAUAUGCAAGGUCCCUUGCAAAAGGAACUUACAGAAGGCGUGGAGACAUUUGUGGAUGAUAUGCUGAAGUUUGAUGCUGAUUACGACGCUUUUGGCCCAAUGACACCUGGCUUAUCCGCUAGAGAGGCUAGCGAUAGAUGUCGAAAAUUACCAAGAGGCAUGAAGGAUUGGCCUGCUUUCAUUGAUCUAAAAAAUAAAAUCGACGACUUCAAUCAAACAUGCCCGUUGUUGGAGUUGAUGGCCGAUAAAUCUAUGAAGGAGAGACAUUGGAAACGAUUGGAGGACCUUAUGCAGGCCGUAUUUGUUGGUGGCGACAUUGCUAAACAGCUGCCCGCUGAGGCGAAAAGAUUUGCCACAAUUGACAAAACUUAUGUAAAGAUUAUGUAUCGUGCACGCGACAUCGUGAAUUGUGUAGAGACGUGCACGGCAGAUGAAAGUUUGAAACAGCUUUUGCCUCACCUAAUGGAUCAGCUGGAGGCCUGUCAGAAAUCUCUCACUGGAUAUUUGGAGACCAAACGUCUCAUUUUCCCAAGAUUCUUCUUUGUAUCUGAUCCCGUGUUAUUAGAGAUACUCGGUCAAGCCUCCGAUCCUCACUCGAUUCAGGUUCAUUUACCAAGCAUUUUCGACGCAAUAUAUACUGUGGACUUUGACGAUAAAGAGAGGAUUGUUGCAAUGAACUCUAACAACGGAGAGACCAUAAAGUUAGACAGGCCAGUAGUUUGUUUAGGCGGAGUCGAGGCUAGUCUUCUAGGUAUGCAAAUUUUAUGGACUAGUGAUGCUGAAUAUGCACUAAAAAAAGCAAGAGCCGACCGCUUUAUCAUGAGAUUGACCAACCAAAAAUUCCUCGACCUCUUGAACGGUCUGAUUGACCAAACAAUUAAGGACAUAGCACCAUUAGAUAGAACCAGGAUUGAAACUAUGAUUACUAUCCACGUACAUCAGAGAGAUAUUUUUGAUGAUCUGGUCAAAAUGAGGAUUAAAAAUCCGGGCGAUUUUGAAUGGCAGAAACAGGCCAGAUUCUAUUACAAUGAAGACAGUGACGAUUGUGUUGUUUCUAUUACGGAUGUAGACUUCUUGUAUCAGAACGAGUACCUAGGUAUAACCGAGAGGCUGGUGAUCACGCCUUUAACGGAUCGCUGCUAUAUCACGCUGUCACAAGCUAUUGGCAUGAGCAUGGGCGGUGCACCAGCUGGCCCCGCUGGUACUGGCAAGACCGAGACCACAAAGGACAUGGGCCGCGCCCUCGGCAAGCUCGUUAUCGUAUUCAACUGCUCCGAUCAGAUGGAUUUCCGAGGUUUGGGCCGUAUUUAUAAGGGCCUUGCCCAGUCAGGAACGUGGGGUUGCUUUGACGAGUUCAACCGCAUCGAGUUGCCCGUCCUUUCUGUUGCUGCGCAGCAGAUUUAUAUAUGUCUAACGGCAAGAAGGGAAAAGAAGGAAUUCUUCAUAUUUAGUGACGGCGACGUCGUAAGUUUGAACCCCGAAUUUGCGUUCAUAAUCACAAUGAAUCCUGGCUACGCUGGUCGGCAAGAGCUGCCCGAGAACUUAAAGAUCCAAUUCCGUUCAGUUGCCAUGAUGGUGCCGGACAGGCAAAUCAUCAUUCGAGUGAAACUGGCCAGCUGUGGAUUUAAAGAAAAUAUAUUGUUGGUGCGUCACGGCUUAAUGACGAUGGGCCCGACGGGGUCGGGUAAGACUACUUGCAUCCACACUUUGAUGGAAGCCCUAACGGAAUUGGGCAAGCCGCAUAAGGAGAUGCGGAUGAACCCCAAAGCGAUAACCGCGCCACAAAUGUUCGGGCGACUAGAUGUCGCCACCAACGAUUGGACGGACGGCAUAUUUUCUACACUGUGGCGGAGAGCUUUGAAGGUUAAGAAAAGUGAUACCACUUGGAUCGUGCUAGAUGGUCCGGUGGACGCUGUAUGGAUUGAAAAUCUGAAUUCUGUAUUAGACGACAAUAAAACACUGACUUUGGCGAAUGGAGAUCGUAUUUCAAUGGCACAGAACAGCAAACUGGUAUUCGAACCAGACAAUGUUGACAACGCCUCACCAGCGACCGUUAGCCGAAUGGGGAUGGUGUUUUUAUCGUCUUCUGUUUUAAAAUGGCAACCGAUUUUGGAGGCUAGUAUUGUUCUA